AUGUCGUCCACACCCUCUGCGGCCCGCCUGGCCCUGGGUGUGCUGGGUGCGGCCCUCGUGGCACCCACCCGGGCCCAGCUCUGGAACAAGACGAUCCAGACGACGUACGGCCCCGUCUCGGGCUACAAGUACUUUGACGAGUCGGUGCUCGAGGACUUCUUCGGCACGACCGAGUCGACGGUCACGGCGUUCCUGGGCAUUCCCUUUGCCGCAGACACGUCGUACCAGAACCGGUGGAAGCCCCCCCAGCCGCGUGAGGUCUGGAACGAGACCCUCGUGGCCGACACCUGGGGCGCGCCGUGUCCCAGCAAGGGCACCGCCGGGUACAGCGAGGACUGCCUCAACCUCAACAUCUGGACGUCGGCCAACUCGUCCGACGACAAGCUGCCCGUCAUCGUGUGGAACCAGGGCAGCGACGAGACCUCCAACGACGCCUGGUGGUACGGCGGCGGCAUGGCCCAGCAGCACGACGUGAUUGUCGUCACCUUCAACCGCCGCGACGACGCCUUUGGCUACCUGGCCCACCCGGAGCUCAACGCCGAGUCCCUGGCCGAGAACGGCCACAACUCGUCCGGCAACUACGGCGUGCUCGACCACCUUGAGUGCCUCAAGUGGGUGCAGAAGAACAUUGCCAACUUUGGCGGCGACCCGGACCGCGUCACCAUCCAGGGCCAGAGCUUCGGCUCCUCCCAGGUGUACCACGCCGUCAACAGCAUCCUCUUCAAGGGCCUGUUCCACGCCGCCAUCUCCGAGUCCGGCAUCCACACCCCCUAUAACCCCUGGGUUGCCGGCCUGGCCACCUCGUACGUCAACAUGAGCAUGGCCAUCGAGCACGGCCUCAACUACACCACCUACCACAACGCCACCUCCAUCGCCGAGCUGCGCGAGCUGUCCGUCGACGACCUGCUCGACGGCUCCCAGGACCGCAUCCCCACCGACGAGCUGUGGUGGGUCACGGCCAUCUGGUGCGGCUACCCUCUCAUCUUCAAGCCCGUCCUCGACGGCUAUGUCCUGCCUGAGAAGUACAUCGAGCAGGCCCUCGCCGGCCCGGCCAACGAUGUGCCCCUGAUCACGGGCGGCACCAAGGACGAGAACGGCGCCUCGCCCACCAACGACUUCACCCCCGACGAGGUCACCCUCUGGAACACCCUGCGCAUGGGCAACCUGAGCACCGACUACUUCCGCUACUACGCCGUCGGCAACACCUCCACCAACGCCAGCGAGACCUUCAACGCUGGCACCACCGACGCCGGCACCGUCUCGCAGUGGCUGUACGCCCAGGACUGGGUGCUCAAGUCCAACGCCACCUCGCCCAUCUACACCUACGCCUGGGACCACGCCCCGCCAGGCCAGGACUCGGGCGCCUUCCACCAGUCCGAGAUCAUGUACACCCUCAACGCCCUGUACGCCAACAAUGACACCUACCCCUUCACCGAGUACGACUACUACGUCCAGAGCAUGAUGUCCGCCUACUGGGCCAACUUUGCCAAGACCGGCAACCCCAACGACGGCGGCUCCUACAGCAACGGCUCCUACGAGCUGCCCUACUGGGCCCCCAACGACGGUGUCACCCGCCAGAUCAUGCGCCUUGGUGAUGGCUUUGCCAACCGCACCCUCACCCAGGUGGAUGAGCAGGUCGACCUCUGGAUCGAUUACUACGCCCAGCAGGUUCCCUUCUAAGGGAGUGGAGCGGUGGCACUGGCGUUGUUUGGCUUCUCUCCCCACCUUUUCUUCUGUCUCUUGUUGUGGUGCAGAUCGAGUACUUGAUUGUCUGUUGUCUUGGGGCGUCGAAUUUCUUUUUUUGGUGUAGAUAGUAGAAGAUGAGAAAAAUCUGUGUGUAUAUGCUACCGUCAAUGUCGAUACCAUCUUGUUGUCAACAAC
Molecule: messenger RNA, 1881 nt
Organism: Cryphonectria parasitica EP155
Lineage: Eukaryota; Fungi; Ascomycota; Sordariomycetes; Diaporthales; Cryphonectriaceae
Product: alpha/beta-hydrolase
Exons: 1
Coding region: 1-1680 (559 amino acids)
Source: RefSeq, a predicted model, not a curated record